This is a messenger RNA of Drosophila kikkawai, 3860 nucleotides long. RefSeq names its product serine/threonine-protein phosphatase 2B catalytic subunit 3. Gene Ontology annotation, molecular function: calmodulin-dependent protein phosphatase activity; calmodulin binding. The record is from RefSeq and is a predicted model, not a curated record. Gene Ontology annotation, biological process: calcineurin-mediated signaling. NCBI's taxonomy places the organism in Eukaryota, Metazoa, Arthropoda, Insecta, Diptera, Drosophilidae. Gene Ontology annotation, cellular component: cytoplasm; calcineurin complex.
UUGGCAAAUUUUGUUUUUUCCUUCGCCUGCACACACAUCUUCGUUCCGUGUUUCCGUGUGUUUUUACCUGGAUUAAGCGAUUUGCCUGCUGCGCGUUUGUUUACUGGUAUCUGAUAUGAUAUCUGGCGUUUCUGGCCACUCAGCGCGAAAAUCGAAAAUAAAUCGGACGGUAUCAGGAAAAUUAAACUAGCAAACACGAAAAACGAAUAACGGAAAAAGCGUCGGUAGAAAAUUGAGCAAGCGAAGCUAAGAAACUGAACAUUAAACAGCAGCGCGCGGGUAAGCAAGAUCAGGACCAGGACCAGGACCAGGACACAAGGAGCGGCGGCAAACCAAGCCAAGUACAGGGUGGUGAUCAGGCGUAACCACAGAGAGGCCAGCGAGUCCCGAACGGAAACCGCCGAAGCCAGCAGCCAGUAGCACUCAGCACUCGAGAGAGGAGACGCAGGCGGCGCAGUCGGAGUGUCGGGCAACAACAUGUCUUCGCCGGCGGCGCAGAGCAACAGCAGCAGCAGCCAGUCGCAGUCAGUCGCCCAGCAGCAGCAGAAUCAAAAGGCCAACGCAAACAACACACAUGAUAACAAGAAUGCCUCGGCGACGACGGGGACAGCGGCAGCGGCGGCAGCAGCAGCAGGAUCCGGUGGUGCUGGAUCCAACACAGCUGCAGGCACACAACAGCAGGGGGCAACCUCGAGCGGUCCACAGAGCCCGACCAAGCGCAGCACAAUAUCGACAAAGGAGCGUGUGAUCGACAGCGUGCCGUUCCCGCCAAACCGUAAGCUUACCUGCGCCGAUGUCUUUGACGCGCGGACCGGUAAGCCGCACCACGACGUCCUUAAACAGCACUUCAUCCUGGAGGGCCGGAUUGAGGAGAGUGCCGCGCUGCGCAUCAUUCAAGAGGGCGCCACUCUGCUGCGCCAGGAGAAGACAAUGAUUGACAUUGAGGCACCGGUGACGGUAUGCGGCGACAUACACGGCCAGUUCUAUGAUCUAAUGAAGCUUUUCGAGAUUGGCGGCUCGCCGGCGACCACCAAGUAUCUGUUCCUGGGCGACUAUGUCGACCGGGGCUACUUCAGCAUCGAAUGCGUGCUGUACCUGUGGUCGCUGAAGAUCACCUAUCCGCAGACGCUGUUCCUGCUGCGCGGCAACCACGAGUGCCGGCAUCUGACCGAGUACUUCACCUUCAAGCAGGAGUGCAAGAUCAAGUACUCGGAGCGCGUGUACGACGCGUGCAUGGACGCGUUCGACUGCCUGCCGCUGGCGGCGCUGAUGAACCAGCAGUUCCUGUGCGUGCACGGCGGCCUGUCGCCCGAGAUACACGAGCUGGAGGACAUACGGCGGCUCGACCGCUUCAAGGAGCCGCCCGCCUUCGGCCCCAUGUGCGACCUGCUGUGGUCCGACCCGCUGGAGGACUUCGGCAACGAGAAGAACUCGGACUUCUACACGCACAACUCGGUGCGCGGCUGCUCGUACUUCUACAGCUACGCCGCCUGCUGCGACUUCCUGCAGAACAACAACCUGCUGUCGAUCAUCCGGGCGCACGAGGCGCAGGACGCCGGCUACCGCAUGUACCGCAAGAGCCAGACCACCGGCUUCCCCUCGCUGAUCACCAUCUUCUCGGCGCCCAACUAUCUCGACGUGUACAACAACAAGGCGGCGGUGCUGAAGUACGAGAACAACGUGAUGAACAUCCGGCAGUUCAACUGCUCGCCGCACCCCUACUGGCUUCCCAACUUCAUGGACGUGUUCACCUGGUCGCUGCCCUUCGUGGGCGAGAAGGUCACCGAGAUGCUGGUGAACGUGCUGAACAUCUGCUCCGACGACGAGCUCAUGACCGAGGAGAGCGAGGAGCCGCUCUCGGACGACGAGGCGGCGCUGCGCAAGGAGGUUAUCCGCAACAAGAUCCGUGCCAUCGGCAAGAUGGCUCGCGUCUUCUCCGUGCUGCGCGAAGAGUCCGAGUCGGUGCUGCAGCUGAAGGGCCUGACGCCGACGGGCGCCCUGCCACUCGGCGCCCUCUCCGGAGGCAAGCAGUCGCUCAAGAACGCCAUGCAGGGCUUCUCGCCCAACCACAAGAUUACCUCGUUUGCGGAGGCCAAGGGCCUCGAUGCCGUCAACGAGCGGAUGCCGCCGCGCCGAGAUGCGACGCCCUCGCCGGCGGAGGAGGGCCAGAAAUCACUGUCCGCGGCGGCAGCAGCAGCGGCCAAUGCAAAUGCGAAUUCAAUCAAUGGAUAAUUCUAAGUCAAGUCAAGUCAGUAAAGUAAAGUCAAGUCAGUGAUGAGAGGGCGGCAGCAGCACCAGUUGCAGUCAUGUUAGUCGGUGGAUUAUCGGAUCAAAGGAUCGCUGGAUUGGAGGAUCUGAGGAUCGGAGAAUCGGAGGAGGAGCUAAUUCAGUUAGUAGUCGACAGUUAAGCAGCAAACGGUGGGAGGGAGACGACGGACGGGACGGCAAACAGCUAGCGAACAGUUCAGUACGGAUAUAGUCUCAAAAAAAGCUCUCUCGGCUCAAAAAAAAAGAAGAAAACAAACGUAAAAACACAAGAAGACACGCAGGCAGACAUAUUGGUAUUUAACGUGAAGCAAACUCCCAGAGAUGGAAGCUAAUUAUAACGUUGAAAGGAUAACAAAUUUUGUGCAACAUUAUAUCAAAAGAUCAAAUUUAAACGCCAGUGGCGCGCAUUCUCCCCCAUUUAAAAAAAACUAAACAAGUGAAAAAGGAAAAAACAAAAGAAAGAAAAAGAAAACACAAAGUAACAGCAAAUUAGGUAAUUUAAAUUAUUUGCUAAAAACAAAUUGUAAAACGAAUCGAAAUCCAACUCUCUCUCUCCCUCAUCUCUAAAAAAAAAAAAAAACAAAACAAAACAAAGAAAUCUAAGCGAAAGGAGAACUAAAUCUAGCAUCUAAAAAAAUACUGAAACUAAAGCUAAAGGAUAAAUUCUACUACUUGGGGCCGUCCACAUAUUGCGCAAUUACCGCCUCUCCUCUCCCAGCUUAACAAUUGAUUAUAUAGUACGGUCGUACGGGAUAACUGUGAAUGCGCAAUAUAUGGACGGACAUAUGCCCCCUUUCGUUGUGUGGCGUCUGCGGCGACUUCUAUGGAAAAAAGGAAAGAAUGUAUGAAAGAAUGCUAGAGAAAAAGAACAGAAACAACUUCCUACAACAGCAACAACAAAACAGCAGCAGCAACAAUAUUUUACUACAAUAUUUUUAAAAAACAAGAACAAGAAACGACUGAAUCUCUAUCUAUCUUAACUAUCCGACUCUUUCUCUCUCUCACACACACACACACACAAAUAUAAAAACACACACUACACCCACACGUACACACUUAGAAACAAGCUAGGGAAUCGUUCCAACUCAAAGUUGAUCGAUCAUCCCGUCGCCUAUCGUUUAUCGGUAAUUGUUUAUCGUCGCCAUUGUCGCCUCACACUCUCUCUCAUCUGGUGAUUGUGUAUGUGGUCUUUAUAUACGUGCCAUCUUUGUCGUAGUCAUUAGCUGAAUAUAUUAAUUAAUGUGUUGCGAUGCAGGUGCAAAAGGAGCUGCUGUCAUAGCCCAGUAACCUUUCCCUUUUCCCCCACUCUCCCUUUCUCUCUCUCUCGCCCUUCACUCGACCUCCUCCCACCAAUCGAAGAAGUCGAACUUAUCGAAAUAAUCGAAUCUCAAUCGGCCUCAUUUGCGCCUGCGUCGUUACAGUUUGUAAAUCCUUUUUAUACUUAAUCGAAUUUUAGUUACUUGUUGAGAAGGAGAUAGGAAGAUGGUAAAGAUAAAGAAAGAUAAAGAUGAAGAUGAUUAAAACGAAAGUUGUAAUUAAAAGUGUGUGCAAUAGGAAUUUUGUUAUUUCUGCAAUAUAUAUAUAUAUAUAUA